AUGCUCCGGCAUGAUGUCACACACCUGAAGGCACAGCUGGCUGCGUGUGACAAGAGUGGGUGUUUGCACCUGAAGAAACACCUGAGAAAGCACCUGGAGCAGCAGUCAGGCGUUAUUGUAAACAAUUCUGAAGCGCUAGAUAGGAGAGUGGUGAUGGGAAGCAGUGAGGAAGAGGAGGGAGGGAGCAGUAGCACAGGCAGGGGGACAAGGCAGGAUGAGAGAAGGGACAAAAGUAGGAGUGCGGGCGAGAGAGGGGGAGAGGAUGGCAGGCAGAGUAAGGGGCUGGAGGGGGAGGAAAGGGCGGAUGGCGUGAGUGAGGAUGCGUAUGGGGGCAGGAGAGGCGGUAAGGACGCGGGGUGGGGAGGUGGGGAAGAUGAGGAGGGAAGUGGCGGUGAGGAUGAUGAGGGCAGGAGUGGUGGCAUGUGUGAGAGUGCGCGUGCGCUGAUGGCGCUGUGGGAGGCCGCCCCCUCCCUGGGGCUGCGGGAUGUGCGCUCUGCUGCUGUGCAGCAUGCUCUCACACAGCUCAGACGCGCUGUGGUGGCACAGGGGGGAGAACCGGUGGGGGAAGUGGGGACUGCACAAGGGGAGGAGGGGGAGGGUAAGGAGAUGAGCGUGGGAGUGCAGCAAGCAAAGAGACAAGCAGAUGCUUUGGGUGGGGCAGGAGGGAGUGUGGGAGGGGCAGGAGGGAGUGUGGAAGGGGCAGGGGAGGAGGCGUGGUUGAGUGAGGAGGAGGAGCAGCGGCUGGUGCCUGCCGCACCCCAUGUGGACCACUGUGCCUCUCUCGCCACUGAUAUCAGGCACUACGCUCAGCAGAUUGAGCCAUGCCACCUCACCUCACCUCGCCCGCUUCACCUCCCUUCUCUCUCUGCCUCCGCCACUUGUCUCUCUGCCUCCGCCACUUGUCUCUCUGCCUCCGCCACUUGUCUCUCUGCCUCCGCCACUUGUCUCUCUGCCUCCGCCACUUGUCUCUCAGCCUCCGCCACUUGUCUCUCUGCCUCCGCCACUUGUCUCUCUGCCUCCGCCACUUGUCUCUCUGCCUCCGCCACUUGUCUCUCUGCCUCCGCCACUUGUCUCUCUGCCUCCGCCACUUGUCUCUCUGCCUCCGCCACUUGUCUCUCUGCCUCCGCCACUUGUCUCUCUGCCUCCGCCACUUGUCUCUCAGCCUCCGCCACUUGUCUCUCUGCCUCCGCCACUUGUCUCUCUGCCUCCGCCACUUGUCUCUCUGCCUCCGCCACUUGUCUCUCUGCCUCCGCCACUUGUCUCUCUGCCUCCGCCACUUGUCUCUCUGCCUCCGCCACUUGUUUCACUUUCACCGACGGGCCGCCAUUCGUCUCUCUCCCUUCUUUUCAGCCGCCUCACAACUUGAGAACUAAAGCUCGCUCCAUUCUCUCUUCUCCUCCAACUCCCCUUUGCAGCCUUCUGGAUUCGCGGUCUGCUGACGGGGAGCUUCCGGAUUGGUCGCUUUGGGGCGGCAGGUUGGGACUGGUGGCACGGCGGUUGGAGGAGCGGGAGAGGGAGAAGGUGAGGAGGGAGAGAGUAAGGGAACGAGAGGGGCGUGUAGACAAGGAAACAGAGGAAGCGGGAGGCGGAGAGCGGAGGGGAGAAUUCAAGGGAGAGGAAGAGGAAGAGGGAAGGAAGAAGAAGGAAGGUGCGGCGGUUGUAGCGGAGGCGGAGAGGCAGUUGGAGCAGGAGGAGCAGGCGCGGGCAGUGCAGCACGAGGCGAUGCGGCUACAGGCACAGGAGAGGAUGCAGGAGAGGCAAGGGGCGAGCGAGGAGCAGGCGGAGGUGGCGGCGUGGAUGGCAGCAGCACGGGAUGAGCAGCCCAUGGGGGACCACACAGGGGCUGUCCUGGGGCCCUACCCCCCGUGGGUGAGCGCGGACGAGGACAAUGUGCCCAUGACACGGCGCGCCCAGAGGGACAUCUGGUUUCUCCAGCACCCGCGGGACUGCAGCAGCUUGAUUCAUCUCCCUCUGCUAUGCACUCCCCUCCCCCUGUAUCCCCUCUACAACCCAACCCAGGUAUCAGGAGUGGACGAGGACAAUCUCCCCAUGACGAGGCGGGCUCAAAGGGACGUGUGGCUGCACCAGCACCCGCGGGACUGCAACAGUUUGAUUCAUCUCCCUCUGCUAUACACGCCCCGCCCCCUGUAUCCCCUGUUUCCCCCAGGUAUCAGGAGCGGACGAGGACAAUCUCCCCAUGACGCGGCGGGCUCAGAGGGACGUGUGGGUGCUGCAGCACCCGCGGGACUGCAGCAGCUCAAUUCAUCCUCUUCUGCCCCACCUUGUACCCCCCAGGUGUCAGGAGCAGACGAGGACAAUCUGCCCAUGACGCGGCGGGCUCAGAGGGACGUGUGGGUGCUGCAGCACCCGCGCAACUGCUCGCACCCGUCUGUCAAGUUCCUGGUCGUAGACGUGCUCAGGAGGGUCCGCGGAAGCUUCCUGGGCGUGGGGGCGCAGGUGAACUGGCUGGCGGGCGUGCUGGGCACGGCUGUGGUGGAGGGGCGCGUGCUGGUGGUGCGCCACUACCAUAGGGCGGCGCACCAUGGGUGCCAUGGUGGGUUGCAGUAA
Messenger RNA from Closterium sp. Naga37s-1, 2568 nucleotides. The record is from the annotation of a GenBank genome assembly. Lineage: Eukaryota; Viridiplantae; Streptophyta; Zygnematophyceae; Desmidiales; Closteriaceae.